AGAAGGAAUAAUACAGACAUCACCAGAAGGUAAGAAUGACUAGAUUUUCUCAUAACAACGACACUUGAGGAGAUAGAGGUUUAUUUGCUAGUUUGAUACAUUUUUCUGUCUAGAGGCAAAAAGAAUCCAUAGGUCUGCGUAGCUGUUUCCCUAUGCCCAAGCCAACUCAGCUUCGUCUCGCUGCCAGCAGCGUCCACUACCCCGCACCUGCAAGCAUCUCCCACCCACAACCAGGCACAUAUUCCCGUCUUUAUUCGGGCAAUCGUCUGCUUCCAUUGUCUUCUCGCUCGCAAAUACCCUCGACCCGUCUCUUGAAGACUUCUUCAACUGUUCCUAAUACUUCGCCAUAUCCAACCGCCAAAAUGUCGACUAUGCCAGCGAGCCACGGCCACAAUGAGGCCUGCUGCAACAUCCCGCCAGUCGUCUCCACGGGAUACGCGGCAAAGGGCUCCUAUGAUGAAGUUGAUGGCAUGAAGACUUAUGUGACCGGCCCUGCCGACGCCACCAAGGGAAUCGUUAUGAUCUACGACAUCUUUGGCUACUUUGACCAGACGGUUCAGGGCGCCGACAUCCUGGCCACCAGCCACGAGCAAAAGUACAAGGUCUUCAUCCCUGACUGGUUCAAGGGUGAGCCCUGCCCCAUCGAGUGGUACCCGCCCAACACCCCCGAGAAGCAAAAGAACCUCGGCGCCUUCUUCGGCAAGAACCCGCCUCCGGGCGUGGCCGGCAAGCUCCCCGAGUUUGUCAAGGCCCUGAGCGCAAAGAACCCCUCAAUCAAGUCAUGGGGUAUUAUUGGUUUCUGCUGGGGCGGCAAAGUAGUAAGCCUGGUCACGUCGGGCGACGCCAACCCCUUCUCGAUUGCCGCCGAGUGCCACCCGGCCAUGGUGGACCCCAAGGACGCCGAGGGCAUCAAGGUGCCGCUGAUUAUGCUGGCGUCCAAGGAGGAGCCCGACGACAAGGUCAAGCAGUUUGAGGCCAACCUCAAGGUGCCGGCCAAGCACGUCGAGACCUUCAAGGACCAGAUCCACGGCUGGAUGGCGGCGCGCUCCGACCUGUCCAACGACCGCGUCAAGGAGGAGUACACGCGCGGCUACAAGACGGUGCUCGACUUCUUCGCCAAGAACUGGCCGUGAGUGACCAAGGUUUGGAUGUCUAAAUGCCAGAUUGAAACGAGAGGCUAAGAUGUCGGGUGACAAGGAUUGGUUCUCAGUCAGGGUCUGCUCGGUUGUAGAUAAACUGUACAUGUAAAACAUAAUCAUCUAAACUAGGAAAAUCAAGACAGAGUAAUUUGUAAGAUCAUCAAUGUCAAAUGCGUAC
Messenger RNA from Canariomyces notabilis, 1317 nucleotides. RefSeq lists its product as uncharacterized. Gene Ontology annotation, molecular function: hydrolase activity. The transcript has 3 exons. Bases 153 to 1133 code for a protein of 326 amino acids. The record is from RefSeq and is a predicted model, not a curated record. Lineage: Eukaryota; Fungi; Ascomycota; Sordariomycetes; Sordariales; Chaetomiaceae.